Molecule: messenger RNA, 3195 nt
Organism: Athene cunicularia (burrowing owl)
Lineage: Eukaryota; Metazoa; Chordata; Aves; Strigiformes; Strigidae
Gene: KCNE1
Product: potassium voltage-gated channel subfamily E regulatory subunit 1
Exons: 2
Coding region: 567-947 (126 amino acids)
Biological process (GO): negative regulation of delayed rectifier potassium channel activity; regulation of heart rate by cardiac conduction; regulation of ventricular cardiac muscle cell membrane repolarization
Cellular component (GO): membrane
Molecular function (GO): delayed rectifier potassium channel activity; transmembrane transporter binding; voltage-gated potassium channel activity involved in ventricular cardiac muscle cell action potential repolarization
Source: RefSeq, a predicted model, not a curated record
AGCGUGCAGGGCAGCGGGGAGGCGAGUGUCGGGGUGCACGGGCAGCUCGCGUGGGGCCAGGGCGGCAGGACUGGUGAUGCCCUGACACCCCGGCAUCCCCCUCCCGCUCCCCUUGUGCUGGCCCUGCCCGCACCCCGCGGUGCCGGGGCCUGUGUCACCCCGAGGUGGCGGCGCGGGAGCCGCCCCUGUGCCCCCUCAGCGCCUCCCACCUCUGUGCCCAGGGCUGGAGCCGGCACCUGCAGCGGGAGGCCGGCUGACAGCACCCACGCCACGGGCUCCUGCCCUCCCCCAGCCUGCUGAGGCUGGGUGUUUUCCUGUUUGCCUCUUACCUUUUGCACUGAUCCCGGGGACAGGGGACAGUGACAGCCAGGCUGCUGUCCUUGCAGGAGCCAAGGAGCCAGCCUCUGCCUGCUCACACCCCAGGGGUAUUACCCGGGGGGAUUCCAGGGCUCACAUCUUCCUAAUUCUUUUUCCCCAGGAGGGGCUGGAGCCCUGCACCCAGCUGUCCUUAGCUGCCAGCUAAACGAUAAUUAGGGAAGAAAGAAGUGCGAAGAACAAAGAACAAGAUGUUGGUGCUGUCUAACAACACAGCCCUGAAUUCGCUCCUCUCCAAGCUUCUUCAAGACUACCUGGAGCAGACAAACAGCUCUGCAUCUUCCCAGGUCAAAAGUGCCAGCAGCAACCUUGAAAUCAUCUACGUGCUGCUGAUGGUCGGCCUCUUUGGCUUCUUCACAGUGGGAGUCAUGCUGACCAACAUCCGCGCCAGGAGGCUGGAGGACUCCCGCGACCCCUACAACACCUACAUCGCCACAGACAUUUGGCACAAGAAGGACAGGGAGUAUUUUCAAGCCAAGCUCAUAGAAAAUUACAAGCUGUGUUGUGUCUUUGAAAACCAGUUGGCUGUGGAGCAGCCAAGCAUGCAGAUUCCUGAGGCAAAGUCUUCCUAGCAAAAUGGGAAAGGAUUGCAUUUUGCACGGGGACAACCUGACUGAUAUCUGGUAUGAACCAGGCUAGCUGCUUGCCCAUCUGCAGAGCUGCAGGUGCUGGCCUUGGUCAGGCUAAAUAACUGUGGACUGAUGGUGAAGCUGAUGGGUCUGUGAUGGCCCUGGUGCUGCAAAAGUGCCUAGCCAUCAGUAGUUGCAUUCACUGUUGCAUUGUUGCAGUCACUGUAAGGUCGAGGAGGGGGGACACGCAGAGGGCGUAUCAUGGACUCAUCAGCUUCACCUAGCAAAGAAAGCAAAUGUUGGCGUUGCCAGUGUGAACACUUGCAGCAGUCCAUGUAAUUAAAACCAAAUUGGAUUAAACACAAGCUAGAAGUGUUAACUGCCAAGUAUGGUUUAGGCAAUCAGUUGCAAGUAAAACCUGUUUCUUUCAAGAAAAAGUAGCUGAGAAAUUCCAUUUGCAUUUUUGUCCAGCAUAGAAUAAUAAUUUUAUAAAUUGUACAAUGCUGUGGAUUAUCUAUUUCUUUCAGAAUUAUGCACUUUUUGGAGAUAAAAUUUUAGAAAAAUAUUUCAAUUUUUUCCUGAAAACCAUUUAUGUAGAAAAAUGCAGACUUCAGGGAAAAUUUUUAGUGACUGUCCCUAAUUUCUAGCAGGUACCCCAGUCAGCCUUGCUGACUACUUGUGGUUUUCGUUCUCAUGGAUGGGGGUUGAUCCUGGCAGCAAUAUCCACCCUUGUACAGCACAUGGGGUCUAUGCCAUGCAAGUGUGUCGUGUUUUGAGAGUUUCAAUCACAUUUAAUCAUUGAACAAGACCUGCUAGCCCUUGGUUGGAAGAUGAAUUUCCACUCUGUGAAGAGCAGUUCCGCAAAGUGUCUGAUAUUUAAUCACUGACUCAGCUUAUGUCUGUGCAUAACUUAAAGCCUGUGAGCAGUUUCUCCAGCUCUCUAGAGCAGCCUGCCUCAGUAUCACUGUUUAUCUAUUGCAAUAUCCCGUGUGAGGUCCAUGCCAGUAGAGUUUUCCUGCCCUUGGCCUCCUUACUCCCUCCUUCAGCAGGCCCUGUCUGCCGAGCUGUGGGGGUAUGAUGGCAGCCAAAAUCAGCUUCUGGGGCAGCAGCUAUCAUCUGUCUCUGUUAAAAGGAAGAAAUAGGGCUCCCCAGGACACUGCAUUACUCAAAAUAGCAACUUUGCCAGCUUGAAGCCUGUUUUCGUGUUUGGGAUCAAAGAAGUGAUGGUCUGGUCAGGAGGGGGGUUUUUAUUUCUGUUCUGCAGAUACACAUCCCAUUUUUAGCUACUGGAGAGGAAAGAGAAGCGGGAAAGGCUUGAAAGAAAGUCAUGCAGAGCAACCGCUUGAAAGGCAAGGUGAGGGCAGAUAGCUAGCCAAGUAUUUGGACAGGCAAGCAAUACCAGGCACAGCAUAUCCCUUUUCCAUGCAUAUGUAGCUCUUUAGCACUGCAAUUUCAUUAAAUAUUAUAGCCAUAUUACAUUGUGUUCCCAGAAUACUUAGGAUAAUUAAAAAUGCAGAGUUUGGGAAUUUUUUAAAAUAUAUUUAUAGGGUGCCUAACAUUAAGCUGAGGACAAGAUACAUGUUUUCAGUGUCUUGAACAGCUUGGAAAAUCUCCAUCAGCUUAAUUAUCCAAGUCGCUUUUUCCUCUAGAGGAAUGUAAACCAAAGCCAAGCUUUGGAAAAAUGUUGACUUCUCAGCUUGGGCACUGCUCUUUUGGGAUCUCACUGUGCAGUCUGUUUAUUAUUUUCAUUUCCCUCCCCCUGUGAGAGUGCAAAUGCUCUUGCUUGCUGGUUCUCCAGAGGCAGGCCCAUGCAGCAUUGCUGACAAUAUUUAAACUUGCAUCAAAAAUGGCCUUUAAUUACAUUAAAACCUUGGAACAUUAAGCUUGUCAAAAGGGCUCCCUCCUGCAGCUCACUCUCCACGCCAGGUGUUUUCAGGUAUUUUGGGUCUAGGUACUUGCUGGUCACCUUAUUUUAAUAACCCUGGUGUAGUUAUUUAUGACAAAGGUGAUUGUCAGCAUUAGUUGGCUUCCACCUUUUUUUUUUUUCUUCAUCUCUGUCAUUUUAUUUAUUUAAAAAAGGGGAACCACUGUGCCUUAGUCAUAACACUUUCCCGUGUCACCAGGCUGCAAAUCAACCUUCAGUGGCAGUUGUGGACUCCCACUGUGGGCUUUCACAUUACCUUUAAAUCUUGUAGUUCUCAUUUUUCCCCUAGUUCUUCACUUGUACAAAGCAAUAAAAUAUGAAUUACAA